Messenger RNA from Tilletiopsis washingtonensis, 759 nucleotides. RefSeq lists its product as hypothetical. Bases 193 to 696 code for a protein of 167 amino acids. The record is from RefSeq and is a predicted model, not a curated record. NCBI's taxonomy places the organism in Eukaryota, Fungi, Basidiomycota, Exobasidiomycetes, Entylomatales. The transcript has a single exon.
ACGCGCCACAUCCCGCCGGACACUUGACAGCCAUGCCGCGCCACUACUCACGGUGCGACACGACGGCCACGCACUCGGGCGACGAGACGUCGCCGGGGCGCAUCUCGCGCACGUCGAGGCUGGCGCCGUCGACGGCGAGCGUGUAGCUGAGCGGCAGCAUGCGGGGCAGCUCAGCGCGGCGUCAAGGUGGGCAUGAUGGUGGUGGUCGUGUGGAGAGCGGCCAAUCUUGAUUGCGCCACGAUCUGUACCCGAGGCGUGGGAACAGCGGGCCUCUGGCGCACGGGCCCUGCCUGCGGGUCACGUCAACCUCCACGCCUGCCUCCGCACCACAAUGUCAUCCGACCCACACGCGGCGCCGGCGCUUGCACGCUGGCUCGGCGCACUGCGCGCCGGCGCACUGCCCGACAAUGCGCAGGCAUACGCAGCGCUGCACGCCGUCGCCGCGCAUCUCGACGGCCUGGCGGCAACGACGAGCGAGGCGCCCGCGCCCAGCGUCGCGCCCGAGGCGCCGCCGCGCGCACGGCCGGCGCUCAAUCCUCGCACGCGCGAGGUGCUCACCGAGCUGGCGGCGGCCGCACGCGAUGCUGCCAAGUGGCUCUACGGCGGGCGCCAGGCGCCGCGCGAGGAGCGCCUCGUCGACACGCGCGACGCCGCCGAGCGCGAGCGCGACGAGGCGCCGCGCGGCAACGAGAAUGAGCAGUGGCAGCGUCUGAUCUGGCUUGUGCGGCGCGCCAGCGUCUCGGUAGAUGUCGACGUGGG